Messenger RNA from Venturia canescens, 9275 nucleotides. RefSeq names its product anne boleyn (gene anne). Gene Ontology annotation, cellular component: membrane. Gene Ontology annotation, molecular function: ATP binding; ATPase-coupled monoatomic cation transmembrane transporter activity; polyamine transmembrane transporter activity. The transcript is spliced from 11 exons. Gene Ontology annotation, biological process: intracellular calcium ion homeostasis; polyamine transmembrane transport. Lineage: Eukaryota; Metazoa; Arthropoda; Insecta; Hymenoptera; Ichneumonidae. The coding region runs from base 2912 to 7255 and encodes 1447 amino acids. The record is from RefSeq and is a predicted model, not a curated record.
CCCUGAAUGCGUCGUGUCGACGCUGAAUAAUUGUCGCGAUUGAAUUGUAUCGGAGAGAAAAAGUAGUGCGUCAGUUUCUUGCCAUCCUCGUGAUUUCAAGGGUGUUUAAAUAUUCGAGCGGUGUAAAUUUUGAUAGGAUCGAGAAUUAAACGACAACUCGAGGUGGCCAUGAGCAACGACGUUACACAGUCAACACGAGGAUCGACGAGUUUAGUCCGCCAUUUUUUCAAGUAAACUCGAGUGACACGAGGUUUCGGCGAAAAUCGUCGAAUCAGCGUGUGUAGCCGCGCAGGGGCAAACACAUCGAACUCAACGGCAGACUUUUCGCAAGCGUUAAAGAGCAACUUUUAGCCUCCUAUCGACGAAGCCUCGAGGCUUGAAUAGGUGUACGCCGAGGCAGUAGAAAAGAAUCCAAUACUCGUGGCUACAUCAGAAGUGUGAUUUACGCCGUCCUGCUAAGAUCUCAGCUUUGAAACAGUGACUCCUCCGGAAUCGCACCGAAUAGCAGACGGAAAGUUUGCGCGGUCCAACGAGCUCUUGGAAUAUAAAACGAAUAUUCGAUCGUGACUUUUUUCUUAUCUUGCGACGUUUCACCUGAAAUAAAAUAAUCCGAAUGUGAGAUCAUUGAAAUACGAUGCAAAAAAUAGCGUGGAACUUGUUAAAAACAGAGUGAAGAAUCAUUUUUUCGAACCGGUUAUGAAGUUAUAAAAAGUCCUUCAAAGUACAUUUUGCAAAGGAGGAAGUUACAAAAAUCCUUCCAAGUGUGUGUCUGGUGCGGGGUGAUAUUUUUUUUUAUUUUAAUUUCUAUGAUUUAAUGAUAACGAAAAAGUGGGGCUUGUAUAAUUGACGAGUGAGAAAAACGAAAAGACAACGAGAAAUAUUUGGUGAAUGAAUCGAGAAUGGACAAAAUGUUGGGAAUAAACUGUUGCUGCACCGUGUUUUCUGUACUUAGAAGUCCCGAGGAGGGCGAAUCGUUUAAACGGAUCAUCUGAAAAAACAAACUUUCCAGCUGUUCGAAUCUCAUAUUUUAUUAUCGUUUAUUUCCCUCUCCCUACUACACGUCGACGAAAUAAAAAGUAUUUGUGCAUAUUUAUACGAAGAUAUAUAUAUCUAUAAAUAUCAUUUUUAUUCCGGGGUGCCGAAUUGAAACGACCUCGGCGUUGCGCUCCCUAAACGCUUGGAAUCGGGUGUUGUAUAGAUGCUGAUUUAUUUUGGGAACGGUGACAGUGCCAAUUUACGAUCCGAAAAAGGAGUGGCGUAAAGGAAGUUGAGACAUUGAAGAAAAAGUAAAUUUUCGUUGCCAAGGAAAUUUCUACGAGGCUACGAAUUUCUACGGAAGGACGAACAACCGAGGAUUUCUCUCUGGCUAAUCGCGUAGGUCUAAACAUAGACGCGAAAGAAAAACGUUUGUUGCGAGAUUUAAUGCUGACAUUCCGAAGAUUUUUUUUCCUCCUCGUUGCACAUCGAUCAACGUAGCCUUGCAGCUUAACGACGUGUAUUGGGCUGGUAUUUUUCAUAUUGUCAACGAUAUAUAUAUACGUUACGGGAAAAGAAAGGAGGGAGAGCGAGAGAAACGGAAAGACGGACGAUCGAUUAAUUCCGCGAAGUGAAUACUUUUUUCCUCUCUGUACCAUCAGGUGGCUUUUCCCCACGUUUCCGAGAAUAUAAUUUAAGAGUAUAAAUACGAAUGCAUUGACAGUCGUCGAUCGUCACUGAGCACAUCUGAUUUCGAUCCUCGUCAAUAAGACAGUUCCAAAGAGUUUCUGCGAAAAAGGAAAAUACGAGAAGAGGGCGGGAGACGGACAGAGAAAUUGAUAUUAAUUGCCGAUCGAGUAUCGAACGAGAGGGCAGAAAAGACACCAACGAGACAGCCCGUAAUGUAUUUGAGAUCGCGCAGUGGAAAAAAAGGGAGGCACGAGUACAAUAGAGAAUUGUCACCAAUUACUUUCGCGAGCGUUGCACCGAGUUUCAAUAUUGACAGUUACAAUAACGGGGAUAAUUCAUCAUUGCGUUUGCAUAAAGUUGUCCCCGAGGCGGAACGACGGCGAGAGGCUUGUUCCAUAAGCUGCACUUCGGACUUGAUUAAAUCGAGUCUAAAGUCACUCGGCGAAUUGGAACGCGGUAUGAGCGAGAGCGAAAGGGCGGUUACGACGCCGAGAAUCGGUUGGCGCAAACUUACCGAUCCUGGUGACUGACACGAGACUCGUGUCUCAAGACGAAAUCCGGAGCGAUAGCAUACGCUUCGGUUAACUCAACGUCUUCUAAAGCCUUCGAAACGCUGCCAAAGGGCAUACUCAACGAGCUCCGCUAUCAAACUCUUUAUUAUCUGGGCGAUCUUACCCCUCGGGACUUCCAAUUUUAAGGGCUAUCGCGCAAACUAUCCACACCAAAAGGUAAACGCUCAUGCCAACCAAAUGCCUGGCGUAGGUGGCUCGAGGAUCUACAAGAGAGUCCUGAAAAGAGAUUCCGAAAUGGCGGGUAAUCGGUGCCGGUAGCAGACGGGGUUAACACGAGUAUUCAAUUACAAUAUUCCGUGUCCCUGACCCCGGCUUUAGGGCCCCCGGACGAAAGGGGUCACAAAGUACAACUCUUGAAAGCAGCUUGGAAAUCAAGCGAGCUAGUUUCAUCCGGAAACAUUGAGAAUUGCAACGAUCGCGACUCGUAUCCCCCCCCAUGACAACCCCAUACUGACACUUUUUCAUCUCCCAAAGAUAAUAUCAUUUAAAAACUUCAACGGACAAUAAUCGUUAGUACGUUAAUCAAAGGGUGCGUGAGUGUAUGUGUGGUGUACUUAAUUCGUUAAAGAGAGAACAAAACGGUUGUGAGCAAUCAAUCAUACCGCGUAGCCAAAGUCGAGUAGAACAAAGAAUCGCUUUAAUAUUCGUGUGCCCGGUGAUCAAAAGCCUGCAGAAUGCCGUCAACACCAAAAAAGUUCAAUCUUAGCUUCGCUAGAAACGCUUACAAUGUUUUUGGCAAACGUGACUCAGGAACGAGGACGGAAAAUCAGCGUGAACAAAAAACUGAAUUGUUACAGGGCACCAGAGGCAACGGCCUUAUUCAACUGAAGAAUGGCGUUGACUACAUCAACCCGGGCCAGGAGGACCAGAUGGAAAUUUAUGGAUUCCGAAGAAAUCAGAAGUACACGCUCAUCACCUGGUUUCUCAUCAUCAUUACCGGCGGCCUCCUCCGGUUGAUUUUUCACUGGGUUCCACGACUGAUGCUGCUUUCGACCCACUCCAAGUGUCGACUCGAGGAAGCCGAUACGGUUUUGCUUAUUGAAAGGUUUCAGGGCAAACACACGAGCUAUUACGUCAAGAAACUUAGAACCAUGACAGCUCAGGAUGUCACGAAAAAAGUUGACAACGAUGAAAAUCUGGUCGGAAACGAAGAGUGGCAAGAUCAUGAAAACUCGACAAUCGAAAACCCUUUGCUAUCGGUACAUCUACAUGGAGGAAAUUUCAAGGAAGUCUCGUCGAUCGUCACUUUCAAUUGCAAAAAACUGACCUACGUAUGGGACAGUGAUAGAUCGGAAUUUUUGAAGUUGACUGGAUUGGAGGUCGGUGUGCUGACGUCAACGUUGCAUCAAAUGAGUGGUCUCAGUUCCCAAAAACAGUUCCUCAGACGGAGCGUCUAUGGCAACAACGAAAUAGUCAUUCCCGUGAAAAAUCCCAUGACUUUGCUGUGCCUGGAAGUUCUCAAUCCAUUUUACGUCUUCCAACUAUUUAGCUUUUGCCUGUGGAUUGCCGACGAUUAUUAUUAUUAUGCGAUGGUGAUAAUAUCCAUGACGGCUUGUGGCAUAGGCAUGGCUGUCUUCCAAACGCGUAGCAAUCAGCACAAAUUACGUUCGACGGUUCAUUCUUCGGACGUAGCAAAAGUGAUGCGCGAUCGAGCGACAGGAAAAAUUGAUUCCGUCGCUGCCGAGCUCCUCGUGCCUGGUGAUAUAUUGGUUAUUCCGCCUCACGGCUGUCUAAUGCCUUGCGACGCUGUUCUGCUUACCGGCAACUGUAUUUUAAACGAAUCGAUGCUUACUGGUGAAUCGGUGCCGGUGACCAAGACACCGAUUCCGUCGUCAAACGAGACGAUUUACGAUACCAAGGAACAUGCCAGGCACACGCUUUUCUGCGGUACCAAAAUCAUCCAGACGAGAUAUUUCGGAGGUGAAAAGGUGUUGGCGGUUGUUGUUCGAACUGGAUUCACGACAAGCAAAGGUGGCCUGGUACGUUCGAUAAUGUACCCUCCACCGGUAGAUUUCAAGUUUGAGCAGGACUCGUACAAGUUCGUCGAGUUGCUUGCGGGCAUAGCGAGCAUCGGCGUUAUUUACACGAUUGUCACGAAAGCUAUGAGAGGAGUGCCAUCGAGUCACAUAGCUCUGGAGGCUCUGGAUCUAAUCACGAUCGUGGUGCCACCUGCGUUACCGGCAGCGAUGACGGUUGGGCGUCUCGUGGCGCAAAAUCGUCUGGAAAAGAAACGAAUUUAUUGCACGAGUCCAAGAGCCAUUAACGUUUCUGGCUCUAUAGAUUGCGUUUGUUUUGACAAAACGGGUACUUUGACGGAAGAUGGUCUGGACAUGUGGGGGGUCGUACCGGUGUCUAUGAGAAAGUUUCAGGUGCCGACUAAAGAAAUCUCGAAACUGUCGAUCAACGAGAUCCUCGUGGGGAUGGUCACGUGUCACAGUAUAACCAUAAUCGACGGUCAAUUGGUUGGCGAUCCGCUCGAUCUCAAAAUGUUUGAAUCGACCGGUUGGCACCUCGAGGAACCUGACGUUUCGGACAAUACUAAAUUUUCCAUGAUGUUCCCGACUGUGGUCAAACCCCCCAAAGAUGCUAAACUCUUUCAAACGGGCGAUAGCAUUUCAACCGUUUCUCCGGCACGUCACAACUCCAUCACUUCCGAGACUGGCGACAAUCUCUCACUCAACAAUCUUACCAUCGAUGAUAACGAUAUGACCGAACAGCAAGGCCUGGAAAUCGGUAUAGUUAGACAAUUCCCUUUCACUUCGAGUCUCCAGCGAAUGAGCGUUAUCACAAGGACCUUGGGGGCUAAUCAUUACGAUUUGUACUGCAAGGGAAGCCCGGAGAUGAUUCUUAGUCUCUCAAAAGCAGAUUCCAUACCUCCGGAUUUCGCUUCGGUUCUGCAGGAAUACACGUCCGAGGGCUACAGGGUAAUAGCAUUGGGCCACAAAUCCUUGAAUCGUUUGACCUGGGCAAAAGUACAGCGAAUAAGUCGAGAAGCUGCUGAGACGGAAUUGAAUUUUUUAGCUUUCGUAGUGCUCGAGAAUAGGUUGAAGCCGGAAACGGCUCCGGUGAUCGAGGCCAUCAACAAAGCUUGCAUCAAAACAGUUAUGGUGACCGGUGACAACAUGUUGACAGCACUUUCGGUUGCCAGAGAUUGCGAUAUGGUUAAACCGGGCGUACCUGUAAUCACCGUCGCUGCGAUAACCCAGCAGAAUCAGACGAAGCCACAACUAUAUUUCACCAAAAGUAGCAGCAAUCAACAGAGUCCGCAAUCUCCCAACGGACAGGGCAGUAUAAGCGAAAUGACCGAUCUCAACAGCAUUGCGAGUUUGGAAACAAUCGAGAGCGGCGUUUACGGCAACACUGUUGUAGAAAAUGGCGCCAAUUAUCUUUGCGACGAUGUUCACGGGAGCAACAAGUAUGUUUUUUCUAUGACUGGAAAAACUUGGGCGAUGAUCAAACAACAUUAUCCAGAACUAAUACCAAAAGUUGCCACCAGGGGUGCUAUUUUCGCGCGUAUGUCGCCGGAUCAGAAGCAACAGUUGGUCCAGGAACUUCAAGCGCUUGGUUAUUAUGUGGCAAUGGUGGGCGACGGUGCCAACGAUUGCGGAGCUUUGAAGGCGGCGCAUACAGGGAUUUCGCUAUCGGAUACAGAAUCAUCGGUAGCCUCGCCAUUCACGAGUCGGGAAACGAACAUAUCCUGCUUACUAAGUAUAAUACGGGAAGGACGCGCAGCUUUGGUAACUUCUUUCGGUAUAUUCAAGUACAUGGCAGGUUAUUCGUUGACACAAUUUAUUUCGGUAAUGUUGCUCUACGGUAUAGAAUCAAAUUUGACGGAUUUAGAAUUUCUCUACAUCGAUUUAUUCAUAAUAUCGAUAUUUGCAUUUUUCUUCGGCCGUACGGAAGCGUACGACGGGCCGUUAGUGAAGACAGCACCAUUGACGAGUCUCAUUAGCACAUCGCCGAUAUUGAGUUUGCUGACGCAAAUGCUCCUCGUAACGAUAUUCCAGUACACGAGUUUGUGGCAUUUGCGACAGAACGACUGGUUCGUACCGUUCAACUCAACGGCCACCGUGGACAAGGACGAUGUUGGAUGCCUUGAGAAUUACACCAUAUUUAUCGUCAGCUCAAUGCAGUACAUUAUACUAGCGGUUGUAUUCAGCAAAGGUCAUCCAUACAGAAAGUCUCUGUUCACGAAUUACGGCCUUUUAGCAUCGUUUCUCCUCAUGUCGUUGUUCUCUACUUAUCUUGCAAUAUUUCCAUUCGAUUGGCUCGCCGCGCAGUUCGAGCUGGUCUUGCCGACCGACAUGACCUUCCGUUACGUCCUCGUUGUCUACGGUCUAGCUAAUUUCGUCGUAGCAAUGAUAGUCGAACACUUCUUCAUCGAUUAUCUGGUGUUCCGGAAGCUUCGCUAUCGUUGGCACGACGUUGAGAAAUCAAAACGUAAAUUUCUAGCAAUAGAACGCGACAUGAGCAGAGACGUCAAGUGGCCUCCGCUGUCCCAGGAGCCAUUGCCCGAAGCCGCUCCUGACAUUCUCAUCCGUCAAAACGUCACAGAAAUUAAGAUUGAAAAGAGAGUGCCCGAGUCGUGUAUGAAUCAAGCGUUGGACGUCGGCUUCCUCAACAGCCCAGCCUCUUCGCUCAACUUCAAGCGCUUCGGUUCAGCCAGAGAAGUCACUCUCAAUCCACGCUCGUUGUUCAACGACCGACGCAACACCGUCUCGAUGCAAACGGUACCGAUCACCCUCGAAGAUCGCGAAACUCAUUUCCGGCGUCCCAGCGUCGAUGUUACUCCCAAACGACGUCACAAUUCCGAAUCCGAAAACGCCAUUGACUCUUGCGACAAGUCCCAGAGAUCGAAACCAACCACCAAUCCCAUCGCCACUCUGCCCCGACGUCCUCCCCUCAAUCAACAAAGCAAUUCUAAAUUAGUCAAUUUUACAAAUCCCAGAAUUCACAAGAGCGAGGAAUUUUGUCCCGGUGCUCAGAGCGUACUCGAAUUAGAUAUACUGCCAUCCUGAAACGCGAUUACUUUAUUUUUUUUUAAUGAUAAUUAUUUUUAUUCUUAUUCUUACUGUGCUUAUUCUUUGUUAUUUUAUCUAUUCGUGGACUUGCUCUUUGCGUCACAUCUUUGGUACCGCGACUCGCGGAAUUCGAUCUACCAAAGCAACCACUAUUCCUCGCUGCCACAUCAUUCGUUCAUCACUUUUUCUCCUUUAGCCUUUAGACUAUAUGGUGCUAAGCCGUCCGGCAACAUUACUCUUAGUGGUUUUACUUAAAAACUAGUGCAUUUAAUUUAUGGAGGACGCGACGCUGGCUCGUUCGAGAAAUUUUAAAUGGAAUUGCUCCGUAGUUGAUUAAUUGAGUUAGUUUUUUAGCUUCUCACAAUAAUCAGUUGCUGAAGAGUACUGCGGUGUCUCGAGACGUCGAAUUGAGUCUGGGAUUGACUCGGGAUCGAUUUUCCACGUAAACGUUGACGAGGAUGUUGAAAAAUGUUGCAUUUAGCGUUGUCUCGGAGCAUCGCGAAGUGAACCAUUCGAUUUUGUCUCAUUUACUCGAUUCGAUUAAUUCGAUCGGGGAAACUUGAUGCGAAGAGCGAAACCGAGUCUCGAGAGUCGAAGAGCAUGACAUUUGAACCGUCUCCGAGAAGCAGCGUCACGAUUUUAACGAAUUAUACUAUUUAACCUCGAGGGAAAGGGGAAAUGAUGAAACGAAGAAGAUCGAACUCGUGGACGACGGUUUAUUCAGGUGAUUUUUGACCUGCCACGAUUUCGACCUGCUUCAAGCCCUCGUUUAGCUUACGAUGAAUAGUAUUCUCACCGGUCCCACCCUCCUUCCUAACUUCCUCGCCCAAUCACGAUCACGGAAGUAUUAUUAAUUAUCUGACGUUUGGGCGUGCGAAAUAAUGAAUAUUGUAAUAAAAACGAGAAGAGAGAAACGGUAACCUACCGACCUGCGGCAUACCGAGGCUUGGUUAAUAGUAAAAAAAGUGUCAAAAGAGUCCUGAAGCUCCUGAACCUAGAGAAUUGUGUGGGAAUUGUUUUAGACCCGCUUGCGGCGUCAGUUAUUCUUCAUUUUUUCCAUUUCCAUUCGUAAUUUCCAGUCUGUCAUAUUUUCCUCGGAAACUACGAUAUCUCGUGUUCAUCAGAAUUUAAAUCGACUGUCCAAGGUUCAAAACACAGUGUUAGCCCUUCGUGUACAAAGUGGCAAGGACCGAGGACUCGCUAACUUCCGUUUCAAACUCUCGACAGAUAAAAUUUCGUUUUUCUGUCCCCCGACCGGUUAGCCGGAGAACGAGAAUCGAUGAAAAAAAAAUCAAAAAAUCUUCCACACUUUUGAAAAUGAGGCUCCCCAGCUCGGACGCUCUCAGUUCUCUAUAAUCAAUCUAACAGAGCCCAGGACAUUUGUACACGAAAGGGUCAAUGAAAACGAAUAAGAGAAUAAAUAUGAAUAAGUUACGACGAAACUACUUAAGCUCGCUCUAGGCGAAAUACGAAUUUUAGUACAAGAAAAAUGUGUUAUUUGUCUUCGAGAAUGUAGAAACUUACGAAAUGGUAUAUGCGAAACAGCAAAACAUAAAGCUUAGACAUUUUUUUAGAUAGGCAACGAAAAGGCGUCUCAACAAUAAACCGCAAAAUGAAAAUAAUCCAUAAAGAAAAAAAAAACAAACAAAUCAUCGUUUAAAGUACGUUAUACAAGAAAUUAAAACACGAAAAUUAUUAUUAAUAUACAUAUGCGAAUUAUGAAAAUGUAUAAAGUUAUACCGAUUAUUUAUAGGAUCGAGGUCCGAGUGCCAGGCGCAUGAAAGAAGAUAUAUAUAUAUAUACGUACAGUAAAUAUAUUAUUAUACAAAUAUAAUAAAAAUAAGGGGGAAAACAAAAUGUCAUGAAAUAUAUUAUUAUGACUCGCAAUGCGCUCCGCGCGCCUGUAACGCUCUUGCGACGAAAUUUUACAAUGCGCAAUCCUCCUAUACACGCCCCGACGAUAAACUUCGAUUCAAACGAUUUACAAGAAAUAUAAAUGUGUACUUAUACAUGAAAA